This is a messenger RNA of Trichosurus vulpecula (common brushtail), 1698 nucleotides long. RefSeq names its product probable polypeptide N-acetylgalactosaminyltransferase 8. The transcript has 10 exons. The coding region runs from base 1 to 1698 and encodes 565 amino acids. Gene Ontology annotation, cellular component: Golgi apparatus. The record is from RefSeq and is a predicted model, not a curated record. Lineage: Eukaryota; Metazoa; Chordata; Mammalia; Diprotodontia; Phalangeridae.
AUGCAGAAAGAAAUGAAGCAAGCGGAGACUCUUACCAAGACAUCAAGAAGACAAGAAGAUGAAGGGAAACAGGCCCCCACAGCACCGGAAAACAGGACUCAGGAGGAAGCAGAGCCCAAGCCACAGAGAAAACUUUUCCCAAACUCACUUCUUUUCCGACGUUGGGGUGAAAAUUUGACUGAAUCCCAACAGAUUCUGGCCCACGACCUCUUUGUCCAGUUUGGCUACAAUGUGUACCUGAGUGAUCGGCUGCCUCUCAAUCGCUCUAUUGAAGACAUUCGAAGCCGCAGGUGUCUUCAGAAGCAAUAUCCCCACAAACUCCCAACCCUCAGUGUUGUUCUUACAUUGAUGAAUGAAGCCAUGUCUGUUAUACAUAGAGCCAUCAUCAGCAUCAUCAGUAGGACACCUUCUCACUUGCUUAAGGAGAUCAUCCUAGUAGAUGACUUUAGUUCAAAUGAGGAGCUCAAGAGGGAUUUGGACAAACAGAUCCAGCUUUACAAAAAGAAGUACCCCAAGCUACUGAAACUAAUACGUCAUACCAAGAGAAGAGGGCUUACUCAGGCCCGCCUCUCCGGCUAUCAAGUUGCCAGAGCAGAUGUGGUUGCCAUCUUAGAUGCUCAUGUGGAAGUGACCACUGGAUGGGCAGAACCCAUCUUAGCUCGGAUCCAGGAAGACCACACUGUGAUUAUAUCACCAACGUUGGAUGGAAUUUCUUAUGAUACUUUCGAAGUGCUUCCACAUCCAGUAUCUCCCAUUGGUUUUGACUGGGAACUCUGGUGUUGUAUUGAUUAUAUGCCAAUGGACUGGUAUUUACUGAAUGAUGACAGUGCACCUGUGAAGAGUCCUUCUGUCAUGGGCAUCUUUGCUGCAAACAGGUUGUUCUUGGGAAAGAUUGGAUCCCUGGAUGCUGGGAUGUUGAUCUACGGGGGAGAGAAUGUGGAGCUGUCCCUGAGGGUGUGGCAGUGUGGAGGGAAGAUUGAAGUCCUACCCUGUUCCCGGGUUGCUCACGUAGAGCGAGCCACCAAGCCCUAUGCCUUAAAUCUGAGGUUACUCAUGAAACGCAAUGCUCUUCGUGUGGCUGAAGUCUGGAUGGAUGAAUACAAGUACAUGGUCUACUUGUCUUGGAAUGUGCCUCUGGAGAACCAUGGAGUUGACUAUGGAGACGUGUCUUCCAGAAAAAAGCUUCGAAAGAAACUUAAAUGCAAAAGUUUUGACUGGUACCUCAAAAAUGUUUACCCAUCUCUGAAUCCUGUUCCCAACAUUGUUGCCUAUGGACUGCUGCGAAAUUCUUUGGAUGAGAAGCUCUGCGUUGACCAAGGACGUCCCCAAGAUGGCAAUCCAGUCAUGUAUUACUGCCAUGGAUAUGAAACACAGAUUUUAUUUUACUCUCUGACUGGACAGCUGUAUCUGGGGAAGUUGUAUGAUAAAUGGCGUGCGUAUUUCCGAUGCCUGGCGGACCUUGGAGAAGGGGAGAAGCCAAAAUUACUGUCAUGCUCUGAAGCAGCUGAAAAUGGGACACAUAUAUUUUGGGAUUUCAAACAGGGGGAAGCUAUCAUCAACAGAAAUACCAAGAGGUGUAUGGAGCUCAAGAAGGGCCCUUCAGAAUCCUAUAUCAUAGUCUUCCAGGAGUGCACUGGGCAAUCAUGGAACAUUCAACAUUUUGUCAGAAACUCGCGGAUCCCAGAAACCUUUGGUUAA